This is a messenger RNA of Amblyraja radiata (thorny skate), 1410 nucleotides long. RefSeq names its product catenin alpha-2-like. Gene Ontology annotation, cellular component: catenin complex; adherens junction. The transcript is spliced from 3 exons. Bases 77 to 532 code for a protein of 151 amino acids. The record is from RefSeq and is a predicted model, not a curated record. Gene Ontology annotation, biological process: cell-cell adhesion; cell migration. NCBI's taxonomy places the organism in Eukaryota, Metazoa, Chordata, Chondrichthyes, Rajiformes, Rajidae. Gene Ontology annotation, molecular function: actin filament binding; cadherin binding; beta-catenin binding.
UAGGGGCAAGGGUCCGCUAAAAAAUACAUCCGACGUUAUCAAUGCAGCAAAGAAGAUUGCAGAAGCGGGCUCCAGAAUGGAUAAACUGGCUCGAGCUGUAGCUGACCAGUGUCCCGAUUCGGCUUGUAAGCAAGAUCUGUUGGCCUAUUUGCAACGUAUCGCACUCUACUGCCACCAACUCAACAUCUGCAGCAAAGUGAAGGCAGAAGUCCAAAACCUGGGAGGGGAGCUGAUUGUUUCCGGGUUGGACAGUGCAACCUCCCUCAUCCAGGCCGCCAAGAAUCUAAUGAACGCCGUGGUCCUGACCGUGAAGGCCUCCUACGUGGCUUCCACCAAGUACCAGAAAAUGUACGGCACGGCGGCCAUCAACUCUCCCGUGGUGUCCUGGAAGAUGAAAGCUCCUGAGAAGAAACCGCUGGUGAAGAGAGAGAAGCCCGAAGAGUACCAGACCAGGGUGAGGAGGGGAUCCCAGAAGAAGCACAUUUCUCCCGUGCAGGCCCUGAGUGAGUUCAAGGCCAUGGACUCCUUCUGAGGCCCGUGCAAACCCUCACACUAGCCCUUUCAAAUGAUCAAUGAUGCACUUAAUAAAGUUAAACAGAGUAAGAUGUCUCCAUGCCGCUAAGGUACAAAAAUAAACCAUUGACUUCUAGCUAAAUUGGGAUCAAUCCAUUGAUGAAAUGGAAUUUAAAUUCUAGCUUUAAAAAUAUAUAAUAUCGGGUUUUGCAUUGUUUGAAAACAAGGAAUUAAAAUGUGCCGGGGCUAGAGUGGUUAAGCAGUUUCCUAAGCUGAUCAAUCUUCUGUGCAUUAAGCUUCUAGGGCUGUAAUAUCAGUGCUUAUAUGUUUCAAGUAAUACAAGACUAGAAAUUAAAAAAAAAACAUAAAGCCAAUGUGUUCCUCUGUUUGGUGUAGUUCGAAGCACAACAUGUAACUUCAAUGGUCUUUUUAUUUAUUUGAUGAUUAUACUAAUGACUGGCUGUGUUAGAAUAGUGAGAUUGUGCUUUCUGGGUGGGGGGGGGGGGGGGGGGGAAACUGAAACCAUAUUUAUUUUGUGGGCAUUAGUGAUGUUCCCACGGCUCCGGAUGCCUGGUCACUAAUUGUACUGACGACAGAAGUGUACUUUAACCUUAACUAUCAGCUGUACCAGAAACAAGAUCCACAAGCAAAUUCCACGGAAUUAAUAGACAGUAACAUAAAGCAGAUUGUUUCACCGGAUGAGGUUCCUGUGAAGGGAAUCUUUCAGAGGUGGUUCUCCCUCUGACAAUGGUGUGCUAGCCAGUAGAUAGUGAAUGAUGUGUUAGAAUGGAACUUGACAGUGAAUGAUGUAGAAUUUUGAUUUGCUUAAACCGUAGAUGACUAAAUAUGUCUUUGUAUCCACCUGAGUGUUCAAAUAAAACUCUUCAACCAUCCUCA